Molecule: messenger RNA, 501 nt
Organism: Miscanthus lutarioriparius
Lineage: Eukaryota; Viridiplantae; Streptophyta; Magnoliopsida; Poales; Poaceae
Source: the annotation of a GenBank genome assembly
AUGGACUCAGAUUCAGACUCCCAUUCCAACUCUUCAGAAGAGUCAUCUAGCCCUUCUCAUGCUCUUCCCCAUAUUCCCCCUAUUGAGGCCAUUUGGGAAUUUAUCAAUGAUCCAAUUGAAGAAAAGAUUGCAGCACAGAUUGCAGCUCAAAUAGAAAAGCAAGAGAGAGGUGAAUCGAGUCAACAUCAAAGGCUUUCUCGAAGGUACAUUGUGAGAGAUUGUGAAGCUGGUCAGAAUCGGUUGAUUAGAGACUACUUCUCCACCAAUCCAGUGUAUACUGAUGAGCAGUUUAGGCGGAGGUACCAAAUGAGACGCCAUCUGUUCCUUCAAACUGUGCAAGCGCUCAGUGAGUGGUCACCUUACUUUCAGCAAAGAAGUGAUGCUACUGGUCCCAUGCGGAUGUUAGACCUACAGGGAGCGGGUACGGAGCGCAGCCAGAAGCUGAAUGAGGAUAGCAAAUUUCUUUGCCCGCGAAGAACUAUCCUCUGGGUUCGUGGAUAG